Messenger RNA from Epinephelus moara (kelp grouper), 5096 nucleotides. RefSeq names its product pbx/knotted 1 homeobox 2 (gene pknox2). Lineage: Eukaryota; Metazoa; Chordata; Actinopteri; Perciformes; Serranidae. Bases 125 to 1576 code for a protein of 483 amino acids. The record is from RefSeq and is a predicted model, not a curated record. The transcript is spliced from 12 exons. Gene Ontology annotation, molecular function: RNA polymerase II cis-regulatory region sequence-specific DNA binding; channel activity; DNA-binding transcription factor activity, RNA polymerase II-specific. Gene Ontology annotation, biological process: monoatomic cation transport; positive regulation of interleukin-1 production; regulation of transcription by RNA polymerase II.
GGAGCUUUAAGCGAAAGAUCAGGCUUUGUGUGGAGAGUUGGAUAUCGGGCCACAGAGCAGAGAACAACAUUGAAAGCUGCUGCGUUGCUGUGGGCAAGCCAACUUCUAGAUGUGAAGCUAUCCCAUGAUGCAACAUGUGUCCCCAGCACCUGCAGUGACAAUGAUGGCCACCCAGAGCGUUCCUCCACCAUCGUACCAGGAGAGCCAACAGAUGACGGGCACCACUCAGCAGAACACCAAGACCCCACAGGUCCAUAUCCCAGCAGCCUCUGCAGCAGGAAAUACCUCUGUCAGUGUGACCCUUGACCCCCAGGCCCAGCUUGAGUCUGACAAGAGGGCUGUUUACAGACAUCCGUUGUUUCCCCUGCUGGCGUUGUUGUUUGAAAAAUGUGAGCAGGCCACACAGGGAUCUGAAUGCAUCACGUCAGCCAGCUUUGAUGUGGACAUUGAAAACUUUGUGCACCAGCAGGAGAGAGAACAUAAACCCUUCUUCAGUGAAGACCCAGAACUGGACAACUUGAUGGUAAAGGCCAUUCAGGUGUUGCGAAUCCACCUAUUAGAGCUAGAGAAAGUCAAUGAGCUCUGUAAAGAUUUCUGCAACCGCUACAUCACCUGCCUCAAAACCAAGAUGCACAGUGACAACCUCCUCCGUAACGACCUCGGAGGACCCUAUUCUCCAUCACACACCAGUCUCAACAUGCAGCAGGAACUAAUUCAGACCUCCUCUCCAUCCAUGACCUCUGUCUCCAGCUCUGUUAACCCUUCAGGGAUUGUGGUGCCCGCCGGGGGUCUGCAACAGGGCAAUGUCGCCAUGACUACCAUCAACUCUCAAGUGGUAUCGGGUGGGACCCUGUACCAGCCAGUUGCCAUGGUGACAUCGCAAGGGCAAGUGUUAACGCAGGCGCUGCCGCCGGGAACCAUCCAGAUCCAAAACUCACAGGUAAACGUGGACCUGUCAUCCCUGUUGGACAGCGAAGACAAGAAGUCCAAGAAUAAGAGGGGGGUCCUGCCCAAACAUGCCACUAACAUCAUGCGCUCCUGGCUCUUUCAGCAUCUCAUGCACCCGUACCCGACAGAAGACGAGAAAAGGCAGAUUGCAGCACAAACAAAUCUAACCCUUUUGCAAGUGAACAACUGGUUUAUCAACGCUCGUCGGCGUAUCCUCCAGCCCAUGUUGGACGCCAGUAACCCAGACCCUGCUCCUAAAGCGAAGAAGAUGAAGUCCCAGCACCGCCCGACACAGCGCUUCUGGCCUGACUCCAUUGUGGCAGGAGUUCUGCAGACACACAGAUCAGGAAACAACUCAGACAACCCGCUGAGUAUGGACAGCCUCCAGUCGCUGUCCUCAGACUCAGCCACCCUGGCCAUGCAGCAAGCCAUGCUGGGAGCCGACGACUCCAUGGACGGCACUGAAGAAGAGGAUGAAGAGGAAGAGGAGGAGGAAGAGGAGGAAGGGAUGGAGGAGGAAGAAGAGGAGGAGGACGGAGAGGAGGAAAAUGACAGAGGGAGGCAAAUGUCUAGCGGAGGAGGAGGAAGGAGAGAUCUGCGCAUGGAGCACAGAGAGGAACUGGAGUAGUCGACCAGAGGGAAAGACUAUGAACUUUAACCUCGGUUGUCCCCUCCAUACGGCCUCAUUCAAACUCAACUAGGACGACUCUAAUGCUAAGUGACUCUUGAGAGCAUGUGAGGGCAUAUUAGGUUUUCUCCAAAUUCACCAGACUCUUGUGCAGAGCCACCAUGGUGUCUAAUCAGACACAAUGACCAUCAUGAUCAUGAUUAUACAGGACAAAUAUGAGUUUAAUGAUGAAUCUGUGUUGUUUCAUUUUAGUAUUGUAUGUUCUCAUGCAGUGAGCUCUUGAAAUAUUUGGAUAGUAGCACAUUUUGACUCUAUAGCUCCUGUUAUUUAUGGACCGAAAAGGCACAGGAACUAAAAGGUUAUAAAGAUUACUGGCAGUUUUAAAUUGAGACAUUUUCACCACUUUACAGUAACACUUUCAGUUUGAUGCUCUCAGACAGCAAGGACAUUUUAAGGCAGUGUUGAAUGCAGCUUAGAGCAAACUGAAAAAGAAAACUGGAGAACAAGAAGUGUUGAUUAGUUGCACUUGCAUAAAAAAAAAAAAUCUUUGCACAGUGAGAUUUUUUGACUAUGUGAAAAACAGCUACUUGAUUGAAUGUAAUCUAAAUAUUUCGGUACAAUGAAAUGACCCAGCAAGCAAUAGUCGUGAUUUAAACGUAUUGGCUAUAUUUAGCUCCGAUUUAGUCUAGCUACAUGUAACCCAAAUCCAGACAAUUUAAUUUUGAAAUUGAUUAAAUGUAAUUUUCGCCUUUGCAGAUGGCGUGCGGUAUGAUUUUCAAUCACGGAUGGAGAGUCAACAGUAAUUAAAAUAUGUUUAUCUCCAUUUUUUGGACAUGGUCUCUACAUAGCCGUAUAAUUGAUGACGUCUACACUUUGGCUAUGGUUAGACGCCUGCCAAAAUUUCACUGACAGCCCAAAUUCAGCCGUGAUUUAGCCUAGACGUCAGGUCUUCAUGUAGACGGCUAUUAGACGUUUUUUAAACCAAAAAAUGCUUUACAAAAAGGUCUGCAGUAGGGCUGCCCCCUAAAAGGUGGAGACCCCUCAGUCAACUGAGAUUCUUCAACUGCGUUGUUAAGGCCCAGAUCACACAGAAAGCAUUUUAGCAAUUUGAGGCGGCUUUUUGUCAUUGUUUUUAAUAAGAAUGACGCUUAUUCCGUACUGUUUUUGUGUUGCUAGGCAUCUCACGUUUCCAUGCUCUAGGCGCUUAUUUUUGCCUAAGCUCUCUAAACUCCUCGAGUUGAGAAAAAAAAAAAACUGAGCAGAAAAGUACCCCAUGUCAUCUCUGCUUUUUUUUUUCCCAUUGUCCAAUCGGAUGAUUUAAGAGGCGGGCCUUCUGUGGUGGUCACAACAACAAGUUUACAGUUGGUGAACAAUGGAGGAUAAACUGGUGGUACCUGUGAUCCACCCUCUUUUUUAGGGUCUUAUGUACCCACACAGAUCUCCAUUUCCCUGUGCUCAACAAACUAUUUGCUGACAGCCUCUCACCCUCAACCAGAGCUAGAGCAAGUACCCUCUGCCUGAGCAUUUUAGUAACCAGCUACUAAUAACUGUGAAAAUAAGUUGGUAGUUUUAGCUAGCCAAAACAGCAGAUUGAUUACACAGGGAGGUUAGGGUAAGAAAGUGGUGGGGUGGUUGCCUGGCAACAAUGAAAAGGUGCAGCAAGCGUUUUUUUUGCUAGUGGCAUUCAGUAAAAAAAAAAAAAAAAAAAUGCAGGGUGUUACACUGCGCGUUUUGCAACCCGUAAAAUGUUUUCUGUGUGAUCAGGGCCUAAGGCAUUACAUUUAUUCACUUUACAUGGACCUAAAAUUAGUACUGAAUUAUGUUUAAUGUUCGAAUGUGUAAGUGUCUGUUUAUUAGUCAGAAGAAAUCAUAAAUCAUCUUUUAGAAGGAGUAGACGUUUAUCGUAGUUGGUUAAAAAGGCGGUGGUUAAACAACCAAUGCUUUGAAAUGGCAUCAGAGAUGGCACAGGUAUGAUCACGUUGUACCAUCUGAGGUGUAACAGAUGUAUGUUACACAUAUUUCCCAAUUACCUUAUUGCUCUAGGUAAGAGGAUUAGCCUACUGUUACUAUUAGGAAAUGCCAGUUCUGGUUCAGCGUUAGAAGUCGCACCCAUAAUUCACACAAGGUAUCAUGGGAGCUAGGAAUAAGGUGGAUAUUACAUGAACAUCACUGUAACCUUUUACAUCCCACCAAACCACGUUCAAACUCUCAGAAUCUAUAUGGAAUAAGAGGAACGAGAAGUCAAAUAUUUCUGUUAAACAACCAAAUUCGAUUCAGCUGACAUAAUUCUAAGUCAGGUGCAGCCCUAGUCUGCAGCUUUUUUUAAGCGUUCAUUUCAUGUGACUGAAAGUACUCUCAAUUUACAACUGACAGUCUACACAUUAACUUUGCAGUUCAUUUUUCCUUUUGCUUCCUAAAAUAGAAGUGAGGAGCCAAAGGAAAGGCGAAGUAAAAUAGGUGUAAUGCCAUCCAAAUAUCUGCAGAAGUGACUGUAUGUGUUGGCUUCCACUGCUGGGACAUCAUUCACGCCUUUUGAAUGACUCAUAGGUUCUCAGGUUGAACAACACUCUCAUCCGGCGUGUUUCUUCCUCAUGAGAGAAACACUUGACUCAUUGCUGCAGCAAACCUUUUAGAGCAUGAUGUUUUAAACAACCUUAGUUCUUUUUUAUUUCUUCUCCCAUGAGCAAAAAAAAAAAAGAAAAAAAAAAGUAGUAAACCAGUGUAUACUGACUGCACAUAUAGUAUGUAUAUCAGAUUUUUCCUAUGUUUGCUUUCUGGUGUUGAAGGUUUGCAUAUUUAUUCUUUUUUUUUUUCCUUUGGCGUGGCCUCGAAGGGUAGCUCAAGGAACAACAUGACAAUGACAGUUGCUUCUGCAUAUACUGUUCGUAGGUUUUGCAAAUGUUCUGAAUGAGGCUGUUGUUUUCGCUGGUGGCCAUGCACGUUUGACUUCAACCAUCAAGUCUUAGAAAAUUGCUUGUGUGUUUUUGUGACCUUGGGUGAUUCUGUCACAAAAGAGCAUGGCAAGCACUGCCAGUCACUACAAACUGUCACCCACAUCGCAGCAUGGAGGGGAAUCACACAAUGACUUUGGAAUCCCCAACCGACAGAGCCAGUGUCUUUUACUGACAAACUUUUCAAGGACGAAGACAAUUUUGAGGAACAUUAGAAAGAGAAGAAAAAAACUCAGUAGUAACAGCUCUUUCAAUUUUAUGUGAAGGAUUUUGAAGAAACUGUGAAACAAUUUCAGCUCUCUGUUUUGUACUAAAACACAGAAGCGGAGUCGCUCGUUUCUAAUGUGAAGAUGUCUAGAAAAAGAAAAACCAUGUUAUAUUGAAUGUUCUGAUUGUUCAUUGUGAAGUAUGUUGCUCAUUAAUAUUCUUUUCUCGAUUGCUUUUUUUAAAUGGAUCUUCCAGAGCAAGUGACAGACAAUAGGGAAUAUUUCUAUUUCAUUUGUACACUUGGUUGUCAUAAUCUAUUGUGUUUCAAUAGACCAAUUUUAAUAAUUAAACAUGUAAAGGUA